Molecule: messenger RNA, 3229 nt
Organism: Dunckerocampus dactyliophorus (ringed pipefish)
Lineage: Eukaryota; Metazoa; Chordata; Actinopteri; Syngnathiformes; Syngnathidae
Product: cytochrome P450 2J6-like
Exons: 9
Coding region: 1-1479 (492 amino acids)
Biological process (GO): xenobiotic metabolic process
Cellular component (GO): intracellular membrane-bounded organelle; cytoplasm
Molecular function (GO): heme binding; oxidoreductase activity, acting on paired donors, with incorporation or reduction of molecular oxygen, reduced flavin or flavoprotein as one donor, and incorporation of one atom of oxygen; iron ion binding
Source: RefSeq, a predicted model, not a curated record
AUGUGCUUCUAUCAUCUACUGCUGGGGUUUGACCUCAGAUGUCUGCUGAUGUUUAUUCUAAUCUUUCUACUGGUAGCAGAGUGCCUCAAAAACAGGAAUCCUCCGAACUAUCCUCCCGGGCCGCUUGCUCUCCCCUUUGUUGGCAAUUUGUUCAGACUGGACAUCAAUAUUACCGAGCUGGCUGACGUCCAUGGAAAUGUAUUCCACAUUCAUUACGGCCGUCAAAAGAUGGUGUUUGUGUGCAGCUACAAGAUGGUAAAGGAGGCUUUUUUGACGCAGGCUGAGAACUUUGUGGAUCGAGCGCCCAGUGUGGUUUACACAAGGUUCUUCUCCGGACAAACAAAUGGUCUGAUUAUGACCAAUGGCGAACCUUGGAAGACGCAGCGGCGUUUCGCCUUGUCUACUAUGCGCAACUUUGGCGUUGGAAAAAAUCUCAUGGAGCAAAACAUCUGUGAGGAAGCUCGACACCUGCUCGAGGAGAUUGAGAGGCACAACGGUAAACCUUUCACACCAGCGGGGCUCUUCAACAACGCUGCAUCCAACAUCAUCUGCCAACUGGUGAUGGGAAGACGCUUUGAGUACAGCGACCACAACUUUGUUACCGUGCUUAAAAAUUUAUCUGAAUUCUUUAGAUUGGUGGGUUCCAAGUGGUUCGAUCUCUACGAGGUAGUCCCCGGAAUAAUGAAGCACCUGCCAGGUCCUCACAACAAAAUGUUUAGCCUUUUUAACAACAUCUCUGAUUUCAUCAGUGAGGAAGUGAAGAGGCACAAACGGGACCUGGACCCCAACAAUCCCAGGGACUACAUUGACUCUUUCCUGAUAGAAAUGAAGAAUCACUCUGAAGACAAUCAGAGCUUCAAUGACAAGAAUUUGGUUCUGUGUGCCAUGGAUCUCUUCUUGGCAGGAACAGAAACAACGGCCAGCACUUUGCAAUGGGCUUUGAUUUAUCUCAUCAAAAACCCUGAUGUCCAGGAAAAGGUCCAUGCAGAGAUUGACCAAGUGAUCGGACGGACUCGUCUGCCUACUAUGGCUGACAGGGCCAACCUUCCCUACACUGAUGCUGUCAUCCAUGAGAUCCAGAGGAUGGCCAACAUUUCUCCUUUCAGCAUACCCACAGUGGCUGCCAAAGACACACAACUGGGUGGCUACUCAAUACCAAAGGGUACUUGUGUGAUAAUCUUGCUGACGUCUGUGCUGUUUGACAAGAAUGAAUGGGAGACACCACACACUUUCAACCCCGGACACUUUCUUGAUGCUAGUGGCAAGUUCCUAAAGAAAGAAGCCUUCCUGCCUUUCUCUGCAGGAAAGCGUAUGUGUCUUGGAGAAGGAUUGGCCAGGAUGGAGAUAUUCCUGUUUUUGAUAGCUUUACUUCAGAAGUUCUCCUUCUCCGCCCCCCAUGGAGAAGAGUUAAGGACAGACGGAAUCUUAGGAGACGUACUCGUGCCACACAGCUUCAAUGUCCACGCAAAGGCUCGCUAAUCGAUGUAGUGUAACACAAAUGCAACAAUUGACACCACUGUUUGUUUUUCCUAAACUUCAAUGCUAUGUUUUCUCGGCCUAAGAGUACUUCCAAUCUUUUUCAGUCAGCCAAUAAGUAAAAAAAAAAAAUUAAGUCUUAAAUGGAAAUGUUUAUCCUGCUACAGAGAUGAAGGGCUACUUUCCUCCACAACACAGGUGAAUAUGACCCUACCGGUAGCGGGCGGUGCAUUUCAUACCUGGGACUUAAGCAACUUAAUACACUUCUUAAUACCACCACUAUCACGAGCAUUUAUACAAACCAUCAAUAAUAUACAAAAACAUAAUAUAACAACGCGUGGAAUUACAGAAUUAGGGAUGAAUAACAUUACUAAAGCAAGAAACCCAGUUAAACAUUUAUCUUUAAAUACAUCUCUAAACAAUUCCAAAACUCUACGCUACGACAUCAUCUGAAGCAGUUCAGAAUCAAUAGUUAUAUAAUAACAUGACAAAAACAUAAAAACCUACCAGAGUAUGUUACUUAGAGGCGCUAAGCCAGUUGUACUGCUUGUAAACACUGGUCUGGAAGUCGCAAAUAAAACCUUUCCCUUGGGACAAACUAGCUAGCUUUGGAGUUGGUUUACAUCUGCUGACGUUGUGUCGCUAUUGCAGGAAAGUCUGCCUUGAAAACGCAUUUUCCAGAAUGUCUGACAUCAAGUCAAUUUCUUCUUCCCCCCAGUCUGCCAUUUUGGGCGUUAUUGCAGGCAAAAUGCGCUGACAAGCAACUUUUGGCGUGCAUUACCACCACCUCCUGCUUGUCAAACUUUGCUUUGUUUUGCUCUCAUCAACCAGUCAGAGGAUGGAAAAAUAGCAAUCUAAUUUAUCUUAUUUAUUAUGUAUUGUGUAAAACUAAGACAUGAAUAACAUCAAAUUAAAAGCACAAAAUGAAUGCCGACCCACCAUCCACCAGUUCAAGUUCCAGCCAAGUUUUUCCAGAGAGAUUAUUACAUCGCUGUUUGACGUGUGUGGUAAAACGCAGUGUGCUAGCAUGAAUUAACUUGAGACAAAUGUGCACAUUAGCACUCAAUAAGUCAUCAAAACUUACCUUUAUGCAUUCCCACAUAGUAUCAGCAUUUGACACCAAAUAUGAGGUGAAAGAAAAAUGGUAAAAAUACAGUAGUAGUCUAUCUGUGCGGCAUGAGAUAAAGUUAGCACACGCGCAAUGGACAUGCGUCAAGUGAGACGGAUGUAACAGAGAGAAUCCGGCCACUUUUCAAAAUAAAACAUUAAAAAAAUUAAAAAAUAAGGGAAAUUAUUUUUUCGUUCUGUGCGGCCAAAUGACCCACGGCCAAAUGACCAAAUGACCCACGGCCUAGUACCGGGUCAUGGCCAUGGUUGGGGACCACUGCUAUAGGCAACAAUAUCAACAACUUGUAACAUACUAUUGCAACACAAUAAACAAAAACAAAAUCCCAUGGAUAUUUUAAAUGUUCCUCAUUUCUACGUAUGUAUGUAUGUUUGUAAAUGCAUGAUGUACGUAUGUGUAUGCAUGUUAUGUUUAUGUACUGUAUGUAUGCACCUACGCUAUAUGUAGGAAUUUAUGCACAUGGAUGUAUAUGUACAUGCGUAAAUGUGUAUGUGUGUGUACUGUAUGUGUAUAUGUUAGUUUUACCAAAUCAUAAAAUUUUUUUAUCAAGUUAAUCACAUGUUUACUAUGUGAUAAAUCAUGAUUAAUCACACCGUUCUCUCGGGCUCAAUAAGGUCUAUCUAGCUA